CCACCAAACCAACCUCUCUCAAUAAAAACUCAACCCCUCUCCUAGGAAUCUCCGAACAAACUACCACCGCCGCCGCAAUGAACUCCACAUCGCACGUGCCGCCGGCGACCGAAACGCCAUCGUCCUGGACGGAGGAGAAGCACGUGCACUUCCUCAACACCAUGGAAGCCGCCUUCGUGCGUGCAAUGCUUGAAAACCAAGGCGCCGCAACUCUCACGCGCCACUCCCUGCGCCUCGAUCGCGACCUCCCUGACACCUCCGAUUCCACGUUGGAUUUGAAACCGCAUCCCCGACGCCGCACCAGAAAACUCCAUGCACUUGCAGAAGAUUCAAUGGGUCCAACAAUGAGAAGACCGAGGAGAAGAUCAUCUCAGCCGUACAAUCCAUCACAGGAUCAGGUGGUCCCACAUGCAGAAAACCAAAGAGAAGGUGCAGCAGCAUGUAAUGGUGACGAGGAUGAUAAAAGAGCACAAAAUUAAGAAUAUUGAUGUUUAGUGUACCUUUUCCACCAACUCCAGUUUUAUUUACAAUUUAUUUCUCUUU
This is a messenger RNA of Vigna radiata var. radiata (mung bean), 543 nucleotides long. RefSeq lists its product as uncharacterized. The record is from RefSeq and is a predicted model, not a curated record. Bases 78 to 479 code for a protein of 133 amino acids. Lineage: Eukaryota; Viridiplantae; Streptophyta; Magnoliopsida; Fabales; Fabaceae. The transcript has 3 exons. Gene Ontology annotation, biological process: regulation of circadian rhythm; response to cold.